GCUUAUCAACAACUACAAAUGUAGCGUCGUCUCACCGCAAGCCCUCAAGCGCGGGAGGCACCAAGAAACAAGCUCUCUCUCUCUCUCUCUCUCUCUCCUCACUCACUCGCACCUCUCCCACGCUUCUCGUCCUCCCCAAGAUCCCCAAAACCACAGCUCCAAGGCGAAACCCUCACUCCGGCUCGAUCACUGCGAUCAAUGGCAGUCUCUUCCGUCUUCUUUCGCUGUUUUCUUCCUCCUCAGCAGGACGGCGAUCGCAUUUCGCUCCUCAAAUGCAUGCCCGAUUUCAAAAUCAAGGUUCACGGCAGCCGUGGCGGCAGAGGGAGAACGUUGGUUUCCCAUAGACGCAAUGUCCGGUGCGACUUCUCGGCCCAGGAGCAACCGCCGAAAUCUAAGCAGAAGCCAAGCCAGUCGCCGGGAAGGAAAUCGGAGACUGAUGUCGACCCUGUUGGGUUUCUCUCCAAGUAUGGCAUCUCUGACCGUGCCUUCGCCCAAUUCCUCCGUGAUCGGCAUAAGGCAUUGAAGGACCGCAAGGUUGAGCUGUUUUCUCGGUUUCUUGACAUCUCAGUCGCAUCUUCAGGGUCUGAUAUAUUGGGUAUGCAUCGCCACAGGCAGCACAGGGUGGAUUUCAUGGAGUGGGCACCAGGUGCUCGAUAUUGUUCACUUGUUGGAGAUUUCAAUGGUUGGUCACCAACAGAAAACAGUGCAAGGGAUGGACACUUUGGACAUGAUGAUUUUGGCUAUUGGUUUAUUAUUCUUGAAGAUAAGCUUCGUGAUGGGGAAGAAGCAGAAAAGUAUUAUUUCCAAGAGUACAAUUAUGUAGAUGAUUAUGAUAAAGGAGAUAGUGGUAUAAGCGCUGAAGAAUUACUAAAAAGAGCAAAUGAUGAAUAUUGGGAACCUGGAGAGGUUCGUACUCGGAAGUCUACUUUGGAAAUGGUCUCAAAGUUAUAUGAGCAGAUGUUUGGUCCAAAUGGUCCACAGACAGAGGAAGAAUUAGGUGAAAUUCUUGAUGCUGAAACACGAUACAAACAAUGGAAAGAAACCAAUAAAAGUGACCCUACUAAACCUUGUUUUGAUGUUAUUGACAAUGGAAAGGAAUAUGAUAUCUUCAAUGUGGUCAGUGAUCCUGUAUCACGUGAAAGGUUCCGAUCAAAAAAACCUCCACUCGCGUACUGGAUAGAAAUGCGGAAAGGUCGAAAGGCGUGGUUGAAGAAGUAUAUACCUGCAAUUUCUCAUGGAAGCAGGUACAGAGUAUAUUUUAACACUCCUGAUGGGGCCUUGGAACGAGUGCCUGCUUGGGCCCCGUACGUUCUUCCAGAUGUUGAUGGGCAGUCAGCAUGUGCGGUUUAUUGGGAACCAUCUCCUGAAGAUAUUUAUAAAUGGAAGAAUAAACGCCCUAUAGUCCCUAAAUCUCUUCGCAUAUAUGAAUGUCAUAUUGGAAUUAGUGGAUCUGAGCCAAAAAUUUCUUCUUUUAAUGAGUUUACCUUGAAGGUACUUCCACAUGUGAAAAAUGCAGGAUAUAAUUGCAUUCAGUUGAUCGGGGCUGUGGAACAUAAAGAUUAUUCCUCAGUCGGCUAUAAGGUUACAAACUUCUUUGCUGUUAGCAGCAGAUUUGGCACCCCAAAUGAUUUCAAGCAGCUGAUUGAUGAAGCACAUGGGCUUGGGCUCCUGGUUCUUUUAGAUGUUGUUCAUUCCUAUGCUGCAGCAGAUGAGUUGGUUGGGUUAUCGUUGUUUGAUGGUUCUAAUGAUUGCUACUUCCAUUCAGGUAAACGAGGUCAUCAUAAAUAUUGGGGAACUCGAAUGUUCAAAUAUGGUGAUGUUGAUGUAUUGCACUUUCUUUUGUCAAAUUUGAAAUGGUGGGUUACAGAAUAUUGUGUUGAUGGCUUUCAGUUCCACUCUCUUGCUUCUAUGAUGUAUACACAUAAUGGCUUUGCUAAUUUUACUGGCCAGAUGGAGGAGUUUGCCAAUCAAUAUGUUGACAAAGAUGCUCUGAUAUACCUCAUUUUAGCAAAUGAGAUGCUGCAUGAACUCCACCCAGAUAUUAUAACAAUUGCAGAAGAUGCAACAUUUUAUCCUGGAUUAUGUGAAUCAACAACUCAAGGUGGAUUAGGAUUUGAUUACUAUGUCAACCUUUCUGUGAUGGAUUUAUGGUUAUGGCUUCUUCAAGAUGUCCCUGAUCAGGCUUGGAGCAUGAGCAAGAUAGUGAAUGUGCUCGUAAAUAGUCAGAGUAACAAUCGUAGGAUGCUUGUCUAUUGUGAGAAUCAUAAUCAGUCCAUAUCUGGAGGAAGAUCAUUUGCGGAAAUUUUAUUCGGUAAUAACAAUCAGAAUUUCAUUGGCUUGGAAGAUUUUGAAUUUAGAGGUUCCUCACUACACAAGAUGAUCAGAUUGAUUUCAUUUUCAAUUGGUGGAUCUGCUUAUCUCAAUUUUAUGGGAAAUGAAUUUGGACAUCCAAAUAGAGUUGAGUUCCCAAUGGAAAGCAACAACUACUCAUUUGCUUUUGCCAAUCGUAAAUGGGAUCUCUUGAAGGAUAAGGGAUUGCACAUGGGCCUAUUUAACUUUGAUAAGGAGAUGAUGAAGUUAGACGAAAAGGAACAAAUACUUUCCCGAAAUCCAUCAACUGUGCAUCAUGUAGAUGACUCAAAAAUGGUGAUAUCCUAUAUUAGAGGACGUCUUCUCUUUGUUUUUAAUUUUCAUCCUGAGAAGUCCUAUGAAAAUUAUAGUAUAGGAGUAGAAGAAGCUGGUGAAUAUAUGGUGAUACUGAACACCGAUGACGUGAGCUUUGGUGGGCGAGGAGUAAUCCAGAGUGAUCAAAAUCUCAAAAAGACAAGUUCAAAAAGAACUGAUGGUUACCGGAAUUCCUUGGAGGUUACUUUGCCUUCUAGAAGUGCGCAGGUAUAUAAAUUAACUCGUAUCCUGAGAAUAUAAAUCCGUGUUACGUCAAGCAAAAGCAAGAUCUUUUGGAUACGUGUUUCAAACUGUUCUAGCAGUUCGAAUUCUUCACUUGGAACCAGGUAAACUAAUGUGUGUUCAAGCCUCCAAUACAUUGUAUCAUUUCCCCUGUAUUAAACAUGAAUCUGUAGGCAAUGUGACAUUAGUGAGGUUGAUUUCCUGGAGCAACCCCUAAUCUGGCAAGCAGUUAAGUAAUUGGUGAUACAGCUUCCGGAACUGCUAUAAGAUGUGUAUCAGCUGCUUAUGCAUGAUGGAUGAUCUUACUGGCGGAAUUUAGCUGGAGGCAUUUAGCUUUUGUCUGGAGCUGGAAGCAGAUGUGUUGCCUUUGUACUGAGAGUAAUCAACUGUGCUUAAAAUUCUUCUGUAAGAAUAAUUCAAUGUCCAAACAUUUUAAUUAUCUUCAUCAUCUUUAUGCUAUCUAUUUAAUUAA
Molecule: messenger RNA, 3379 nt
Organism: Dioscorea cayenensis subsp. rotundata (Guinea yam)
Lineage: Eukaryota; Viridiplantae; Streptophyta; Magnoliopsida; Dioscoreales; Dioscoreaceae
Product: 1,4-alpha-glucan-branching enzyme 3, chloroplastic/amyloplastic
Exons: 21
Coding region: 199-2925 (908 amino acids)
Biological process (GO): glycogen biosynthetic process
Cellular component (GO): cytoplasm
Molecular function (GO): 1,4-alpha-glucan branching enzyme activity; hydrolase activity, hydrolyzing O-glycosyl compounds; cation binding
Source: RefSeq, a predicted model, not a curated record